AUGGGGACUAUUAUUUUUACGUUUUUUCUUUGCUUUGUUAGCCAAAUGUCGGUGUAUUAUCUCAUGCCAUCAACAGUUGCUGCUCUUUCUUUGAGUUCAGAGACUGAUAAGCUUGCUUUGCUUGCUUUGAAAGAAAAACUUACAAAUGGUGUUCCCGAAUCUCUCCCAUCAUGGAAUGAGUCUCUACAUUUCUGUGAAUGGCAGGGGGUUACAUGUGGCCGUCGUCACAUGAGAGUCUCUAGCUUGCAGUUGGCGAAUCAAACAUGGGGUGGUAUUCUUGGUCCAUCCUUGGGAAAUCUAACAUUUUUGAAAAUACUGAUGCUUAGAAACCUGGCGUUGCACGGUGAAAUUCCAGCUCAAAUUGGUCGUUUGAAGCGAUUGCAAGAUCUUAUCUUAAGCAACAACAAGCUUGAAGGAGAAAUUCCUAUAGAGCUCUCAAACUGCACAAAUCUACGAGUAAUUGAAUUGUAUCACAAUCAACUCAUUGGAAGAGUCCCUUCAUGGUUUGGAUCGAUGCAACUUACUUCGUUGAACCUUGGUUUCAAUAAUCUAGUUGGCACUAUUCCACCUUCCUUGGGAAAUAUUUCAUCACUCUCGGGUCUAUCACUUUCAUCGAAUCACUUGGCCGGAAACAUACCCCAUGCUUUGGGUAAGUUGUCAGGUUUGAAAAUGUUGACUCUAGAUUUAAAUAAUUUGUCAGGUGAAAUUCCUCAUUCUCUUUACAAUCUAUCAAAUAUUCAAUCAUUUAUUCUUGUGGAUAACAAGUUAUUUGGUAGUCUUCCAUCAAAUCUGAAUCUUGCUUUUCCCAAUCUUCGAGGGUUUUUGGUUAUCUAA
Molecule: messenger RNA, 834 nt
Organism: Lathyrus sativus (Indian pea)
Lineage: Eukaryota; Viridiplantae; Streptophyta; Magnoliopsida; Fabales; Fabaceae
Source: the annotation of a GenBank genome assembly